AUGGCGGAAGACGAAGACAACCCCCCUCCCAUCCAGGACUCAAGAGGCAACAUGCAGGAUGAGGAGCCCGACUUGACUACGACCGUCAGCGACGCAAGCACAGCGCUCUUCAAGUCCAACCUCGAGCGCUUCCGUCACUCUGCGGAUGCCAUUCAGAACCCCGACGCCUCAAAUGGGCCACGGCGCUCCAAUCGCAAACGGACAGUAGAAGAGGUCGUCGAGAAUCAGCAAUCACCUAAGGCCUCCCCGUCCUCAGCAAAGCGACGCCGACAGUCCUCCCGCUACGCGCCUCCGUCCAAGUACGCCCAUCUGUCGAAGCUGACCGACAUCCUUGAGCCCAACUUGAUCGCCUUGUUCGUCGGCUUCAACCCUGGCGUCCGCACGGCGACAGCAGGCCAUGCCUCGGGAUGCACAGAUGUCAAGCUGCGACCUGAGCAGGAUGUCGACCUGCCACGGCUGUGCUCGCUCGGCAACACCAACAUAGUCGACAGGCCGUCAAAGGAUGCUGCCGAGUUGAGCAAGGCUGAGAUGGCUGCCGGGACGCCGAUUUUAGAGGAAAAGGUCCGCACGUGUCGACCCGAAGCCGUCUGCAUUGUGGGCAAAGGUAUCUGGGAGGCUAUCUGGAGGUGGCGUUAUAAGCGGGAGAUCAAGAAUCAUGAGUUCCACUAUGGCUGGCAAGACGAUAAAGAGCGGAUGGGCAAGAUGCCUGACUGGGAUGGCGCUCGAGUAUUUGUUGCUACUGCCACCAGCGGUUUGAGUGCGAGUACAAAGCCGGCUGAGAAAGAAGCGAUCUGGAAGCCCUUCGGCGAGUGGGUGAAGACGAGGCGAGAGCAGCGAAAAUCAGAAAACGAAGAGGAGCAACAAGACGCCGGCUGA
This is a messenger RNA of Saxophila tyrrhenica, 876 nucleotides long. RefSeq names its product uracil DNA N-glycosylase Thp1 (gene thp1). Gene Ontology annotation, molecular function: pyrimidine-specific mismatch base pair DNA N-glycosylase activity; uracil DNA N-glycosylase activity. The record is from RefSeq and is a predicted model, not a curated record. The transcript has 2 exons. Gene Ontology annotation, biological process: base-excision repair, AP site formation. Lineage: Eukaryota; Fungi; Ascomycota; Dothideomycetes; Mycosphaerellales; Extremaceae. Bases 1 to 876 code for a protein of 291 amino acids.